GCCAGUGCGCUUCGUUCGUUCAUUCACUCAGUCCGUCUCCGCGAGCCGUGGUGAGUGCACGUGCGUUCGACAGGAUUGUGUACGAAACGCCGAUAUUAUUAUUGCAAACAUUCGCUCAGCUGAUCAGUGAACAAUAUAACCCUAUUCGGUUACAAAUCCAACCCAAUACUCGUUUGUGGCGAUCUUGUGCUCGCGUGUGUUGACCAAAACCGGCCGACUAUCGAAAAUAUCUCCAGUCGAAUGUAAAAAUAUAGCGUCACAAGAAACGUUCCGCGUGUGACUGAUCGAUAUUUUAAAUGAUAACAUGGAUUCAAUUAGGUGUUGUUUAAGAAGACGGUGAGAUACAGUGCCAAGUUUGUUUUGUGGUGUGGAUUCGCUGGUUGCUUCCGACGAUGCGGCAAGCGUAGCCAGCAAGAUGUGGGUGUGGGCGCUGCUGGUGGUGGCGGUGGCGGGCGCGCGCGCCGCUCAGCCUCGCUGCGAGGAAAUCACCAUCCCCAUGUGUCGCGGCAUCGGCUACAACAUGACCUCCUUCCCCAACGCGCUCGACCACGACACGCAGGACGAGGCCGGCCUUGAGGUGCACCAGUACUGGCCGCUCGUGGAGAUCAAGUGCUCGGCCGACCUGAAGUUCUUCCUGUGCUCCGUGUACACGCCCAUCUGCAUCGAGGAGUACGAGAAGCCUUUGCCGGCGUGCCGCAGCGUGUGCGAGCGCGCGCGCGAGGGCUGCGCGCCGCUCAUGCGCAAGUACGGCUUCCAGUGGCCCGAGCGCAUGGCCUGCGAGCGCCUGCCCAAGAUGGGCGACGCCGAGCACCUGUGCAUGGAGGAGCCCGACCGCGAGCCCGAGCCCGAGCCGCCCAAGCCGCCGCGCCGGCCGCACGCGCGCUGCAAGGAUCCAAAAAACUGCCCCAGCGGCGCCGGCACCGCGGCCGCGGACGCCGCCUGCGCCUGCGCCUGCCGGCCGCCGCUGCAGCCGCUGGGCGCGCGCGCCAACCGCAGCGCCGCCGGCCUGCCCGCCUGCGCGCUGCCGUGCCGCGGCGCCUUCUACUCGCGCGAGGAGAAGCACUUCGCCGCCGUGUGGGUCGCGCUGUGGAGCGGCCUGUGCGCCGCCUCCACGCUCAUGACGCUCACCACGUUCCUGAUCGACUCGCAGCGCUUCAAGUACCCCGAGCGGCCCAUCGUGUACCUGUCCGCGUGCUACUUCAUGGUGGCGCUGGGCUACCUGGCGCGCCUGGCGCUCGGCCACGACGAGGUGGCGUGUGACGGCGCGCUGCUCAAGACGUCGGCCAGCGGGCCCAGCGCCUGCACGCUCGUGUUCAUCCUGGUGUACUUCUUCGGCAUGGCGUCGUCCAUCUGGUGGGUGGUGCUGUCGUUCGCGUGGUUCCUGGCCGCCGGGCUCAAGUGGGGCAACGAGGCGAUCGCGGGCCACGCGCAGUACUACCACCUGGCCGCGUGGCUCGUGCCGGCCGCCAAGACCGUGGCCGUGCUGCUGGCGGGCGCCGUGGACGGCGACCCGGUGGCCGGCAUCUGCUACGUCGGCAACUCGUCGCCCGAGAACCUCAAGCGCUACGUGCUCGCGCCGCUCAUCGUGUACUUCGCGCUCGGGGCCACGUUCCUGCUGGCCGGGUUCGUGUCGCUGUUCCGCAUCCGCUCCGUGAUCAAGCGGCAGGGCGGCAUCGGCGCCGGCUCCAAGGCGGACAAGCUCGAGAAGCUGAUGAUCCGCAUCGGCGUGUUCAGCGUGCUGUACGCGGUGCCGGCGGGGGUGGUGAUCGGCUGCCUGGCGUACGAGGCGGGCGGCCACGAGGACUGGCUGCGGCGCGUGGCGUGCGGGCCGGAGUGCGGCGGGCGGCCGCUGUACUCGGCGCUGAUGCUGAAGUACUUCAUGGCGCUGGCGGUGGGCAUCACGUCGGGCGUGUGGAUCUGGUCGGGCAAGACGCUGGAGUCGUGGCGGCGCGUGUGGCGGGGCGCGCGGCCGCCGCCGCCGCACCACCGCGCGCUCGUGAAGGGCGCCGUGUGACGCGCGGACGCGGCGCCGCCCGCGCCGCCCGCCCUGCCCGCGCCCGCCGCGCCGCUGCCGCCGCCCGCGCCCUCCGCGCCCUCGGCCCGCUCGACCCAGCCGCUGUCGGACUACGGGCCCGUCUAGUUCGCCCGCGCCGAGGAAGUGCCGCGACGCAGCCCCGCGAGAGAAACUCGGUCGAUUGGCGUAGCUCGUUAACAUUUUUGCACCCGUCGAACCUGAUUUUUGUUUUGUUGACUGAAACCAUACGCUCGCUCGGCUACAAACGGAAUCUUUUUAGAAUUACCGACGUUCUUAGUUACGCCAAUUGUAGUUAAGUCGAUGGUGACGCCGAUAGUCGCCAGAAUUUGUGCCAUUCGGUUCGGAAACUGUACGAGUGUGACGUGAACCGCCGCCGGUGAGGACGGACGAUAUUAUGAUUAGUGAAGUGCGCCCGCGCUCUAGUCCCGAUCAGCGCGCGGCGACGAGGCCCCUCGAGGGCAGGCCGCCGGUCAGGAGGCCAAGGAUAUACGUAAAUAGUUAUAAGUGCGAGUGAGAUAGCGGUAUAGACCGCAAAAUAAUUUUGUGAGAUCUUGCGGUCACGAACGAAGCGAUAAUACGAUUUACUAAACUUAUAUGUAUUUAUAAUUUCCGAGAAAUUCGGAAAAAAAUGUAAAGCUAUCGGGAUAAAAUCAAAGAUUGUAGCCGAUGCCUUAAAAACGCUAAGUUCGUGGCCGAACCGUCAGUGCUUGAUCACAGGAUGUAGCCGGUGCAGUAUGCUACCAAUUUAACAAUAUGUUAAUUUUGUUUCCUCUCUGCUGCAGCCUGUGACCACCCACAUGUAUUCUCUUGUAUAUUAUUAACCCUGAAUUCGUUGUCGUCUAUUAAAAUUGUACUAAAAGACGACGAAUUCACUAAAACUUCGUACUAGUGAAACAUUUUAAUGCUAGAUUUCUUCAUAGAACUACUGUAUAUGAUAGCAAUAAAAAGAUUUACUGGUACGUUUAAGCUCAUACCACAUAAUUCAAUAACAACUGAAUUAGAUUGUAUUAUAUGGACUUAUCAGAUGCAAAUGUGACUAACAACAUUUUAUGAUGAUUAUAACAACACCCACAAAAUUGAUUUAAAAAAUAAUAUGUAUAUACCCCCAAUAACAUAAAAAUGUAACAUUAUUUCUGAUAAGUCUGUAUAAAUAUUAAUAUAAAUAAAAUAGUUUAAUUGCCAGUGAAGUUUGGACACUGAACAUACGAUUUUGACACUGUGAUUCGUUUGACCUGUAUAUCGAUUACUUUAAGAAGCUGUACAUAGCCAUCUGUUAUUAUAGUACAAGUCUCGUAAUGUUUCUUAUUAUAUAGAACCGCCUGGCGAACAGACACGACUGGCGUCUCAGUAUCUCAGAACACAAACAUUUGACACACUGCUGUGAAUAACGGCUUUGCGUUUUGCAUGUUAUCCUUCCAGACCUUGAAGGCAAGCAAAGCAAGGAUCUUAACCCAUGUUUAAUUUUAUUAAAUAAUACAAAAAAUAACAUAGGUGCAAGUCAUAUUCGCAAUAGUGCGUUAGAUGUUUGGUUCCCCAGUCCUAAGCCAUCUACAAUAAGCAUAGAACUAAAGUUUUCUCAAAUUAUUGCGAAGAACUUCGAUUUAGAUAAUUAUUCACAUACGUAACAGUAAAAUAUUAUGAAGAUGCUAAAACUCACUUUGUUACAGUCAAUUUUGUAUUUAUCUUGCAUAGUAGUUUACUGUUAGUAUUGAUACCUACACAAUGUACAGAACGCCAAUAAAACAAAAGUAAUAAUGUACAAAAAUUCAAAUAUACUUAUGAUAAUGCCUGCCAGUUGUAUCACUGCCAAUUUUACAUAAUGUUAAGGCAUUUUCUAAAUGAUAUUAUAUGUGUGUAUCGCCGGAAAAUAUUUAAGUACGAGAGUAAAAUGGAUCUCAACAAACUAGGACUUAUUGUUCUGAGGUCUUAAGCUGAGCACACAGGGAGCAAGUCGAAUGCGAAGCUAUAUCGAGCCAAGACUAAUUUACGAGCAUGCUGACUCAAACAAAGUUUAAUAAUAGUGUUACACACAAGUUGAAAUCUUAUACUCCCCCUUCGAAGACACUUGUCCUAUGCGGGGCGCUAUCAUUUUAAAUAUAGGAUAAAAAACUAUACAUGGUAUUCUUCGCUCGCUGUAGCUUGGCCCUCGGUUCGCUUUCUGUGUGACAAGAAAUUAUAGCGUACACUAUGAAUAUAGGAUAUGAGUUUCUGAUAAAAUAUUUAAAGUUAUUUUAUAUCUUUUGUCAAUAUUACUUGUAAAAAUGUCGUCGGCUUUGUAGAUUGUGAAUACUGUUUACUGUCACUUAUUUGGACCGGACUGAUGAUAAUAAAAUUAUUAAUAAUGCAUGUUUCGCUCAAACGUUUGACAAAAUCUAGUAACUAGUGACCAUGUACGUGCAAUUGUAUGUAAUAUUGUAAAUUCCUAUUUUAUUUAUGAGGAGACGAGAAGUGUAAAUGGCGCGCGACGCACCGGAACUGGAGAUCAUUAUGUAAUUUAUUUUAUAUCUAACUGUAGAUAACAAAUAAAACGACUUUUUUAUGUACAAA
Molecule: messenger RNA, 4582 nt
Organism: Ostrinia furnacalis (Asian corn borer)
Lineage: Eukaryota; Metazoa; Arthropoda; Insecta; Lepidoptera; Crambidae
Gene: fz2
Product: frizzled 2
Exons: 3
Coding region: 416-2014 (532 amino acids)
Biological process (GO): non-canonical Wnt signaling pathway; canonical Wnt signaling pathway
Cellular component (GO): plasma membrane
Molecular function (GO): Wnt receptor activity; Wnt-protein binding
Source: RefSeq, a predicted model, not a curated record